UCCACACAGGAUCUUCAGGGCCACCGUCUCCAUGGGGGACAGGGAGUGUCGGAGGAAGCUGAGGACAGCUUGUGCACUUGCAGGAGGAAGCCAUACGUCCGCUCUUCCAGCGUCUCCUCCGCCCCGCGGGACACAUGGAAACCACCUGCCCAUCAGCUGAAUCCUGGAGCUGAUGCUUGCCCACAUUGCUGAGAAAAGUACCAAGGCCCAUUCUGGCACCAGGACAGAGGUUAAGCUGGCACAGUCCUGCACAGGGAUCCUCAUGUCUUUUCGGAACCACACACUCGAAGCUGUGAUCGCAGGCCCCAGCCAGUGCCAUGGCUUCUGCCGAGCCCCUGACGGCGCUGUCCCGCUGGUACCUGUACGCCAUCCAUGGCUACUUCUGCGAGGUGAUGUUCACGGCAGCCUGGGAGUUUGUGGUGAACUUUAACUGGAAGUUCCCGGGUGUCACGAGCGUGUGGGCCCUCUUCAUCUACGGCACCUCCAUCCUCAUCGUGGAGCGCAUGUACCUGCGCCUGCGGGGUCGCUGCCCACUCCUGCUGCGCUGCCUCAUCUACACGCUCUGGACCUACCUGUGGGAGUUCACCACCGGCUUCAUCCUACGCCAGUUCAACGCCUGCCCCUGGGAUUACUCCCAGUUCGACUUCGACUUCAUGGGCCUCAUCACCCUGGAGUACGCCGUGCCCUGGUUCUUGCUCUCUCAUGGGCCCCAUGGACAAAAACACCAAGCCGGUGGUGUUGCUUCUUCAGUUCGGCACAAGCCCCGCCCUGGUAGGGCGCACACAGCCCCAUAG
Fukomys damarensis (Damara mole-rat) is the source of this 794-nucleotide messenger RNA. It is a transcript of the gene Tmem229b, whose product is annotated as transmembrane protein 229B. Lineage: Eukaryota; Metazoa; Chordata; Mammalia; Rodentia; Bathyergidae. The transcript is spliced from 3 exons. The record is from RefSeq and is a predicted model, not a curated record. Bases 318 to 794 code for a protein of 158 amino acids.